CCUUCUGGAAAAUGGUUUACACCUUAAAAGUGAACGGAACGACUGUAGACGCAACUAUGGUGGACAAUCUGUCAGAGAGAUUUCUGAAAGCUCACCUUGCCCUUGAAGGUCCGAGAAAGCAGUACCAGUUUUACACCAUGGAUAGUAUUACGCAGUUAUCAUACACGCGAUAUGGCUACAGUUUUGCUUUUCAUCUGACCAAUAAGUUAGACGCAGAGAACAUCGCCUUGGUCCAAACAGAGCUAACACAGAUGAUAGCAGGAAAGCAAUCAGCCAUGGAAGCAAACAUCACAGUGUCAAUAGAACGACAGGAAGAAUAUCUGGAUGCGACCGGCCGAACCGUCUGGAAAGUGGUUUGCUUCGCGAAACAAGAUAACCAUUACUUACCGGCAUCUGCGCUGCCUGUCCUGAACUAUACUGACCUCAGCAUUAAACUGGACGCACUACGAGGCCCGCGUGGUCAGCUCUUCACCGUAGUGAGCGGGACCUCGUUACUUCAGUAUCGAUAUCACUUUUCGGUGUAUAUGACGUCACGAGUAUCCGUACAACAGUAUUCACGGUUCGAAACCGCAUUAGUUCAGGUGUGGGAGGAAACAAAAGAAGAUUACAAGAACUGCAGUUGUGUGCGUGUGGACAUUGUCAACCAGGAAGAAGUGGUGGACGCCAAAGGCGUUUCGUAUUGGAAGCUUGUGUAUUACCUACACGUGAACAAAACCCUGGUGGAAUCCUUGACAUCCGUAGAUAUCAACCAGACCCUACUAACUCAGCAUGUCUCGACUAUCCUUCGACCAACGGGCCAGUCUUACCAGACCGUAACGGUGGAGGAACAAUCCGUGAUCAGGUCCAUGUUUACACAAGCCAUCUUCCUGAGAACGGAAGUGGGGUUAUUUGACAUCAACACAGUGUCGUCUGCUAUCAAGUCCUAUUGGCAGUCAGUUUAUGAAGAGUGGUUCACGUGUGGCUGUUUGGAUGUCAAUUUCAGUAGGCAACAAUCGUACCUUGUAUUGAAAGAUGAGAAAUGGAUUACAGUUUGGCGCCUAGAAUAUGUCAUUUUGGUUGACCAGACGUUAGUUGACCGCGAGACCAUCCAUGUUAUCAAUGAUACUAUGCUGCAACAGAUAUUUAGUGCUAUGACGUCAAUCUCUGGUGACGUCUAUCAAGCGGAGGAAGUGACGUCAGACGUGCUGGUGGAGUACAGGUGGCACUUUCCACUUUACGUGUCACGAGAGGUCAAAGUCACUGAUUUCAUACACUUUGAGGAAGCAGUCGAAGCCGUAUGGUCAUCGUCUAUUUAUAUAGAGGAACACAGUGUGACAAUAACAAAUCAAGAGGAAUUUGUUGACAAGCAUGGGAAAUCUCUCUGGAAGUUGGUAGUGUUCAUAAGGAACGACACUACGUACUUGGACAGCUCAGUUUGUAGCCCAAUAAAUGCCACAAAAGUUGUAGCGAAACUAGCUGAGAUGAAUGUCACAGGAGCUAGGGGAUCGUAUGACGUCAUCAGUGUGGACAGAUCAGUAGUUCUCCAUCGCUAUGAUGUCAUGAUUCCAGUGUUCCUGAAUAUACAUGUUUACACCGAGGACAUUGUACGCAUUCGCCGUGUUCUCGUAGCUACAUGGGAAUUAGUAUAUCAAGAAUUUUACAAAGACUUUGUCUUAGAUGUUGAGAUAAUACGCCAAGAGGAUUUCAUCAGUGUUAAAGGUGGUGAUGUGGCCAAGUUGGUGUACAUACUGAAAAGCAAUGGAACCAUACAGUCAUCGACUCGUCUUCCACAGCUAAACACCACUGACAUCCAGGCGAAACUCCAGACUGACCUGAGAACAGCCCGCUAUAGCGUAGUGACCGAUGUUACUACACUUGUAGCAUAUGAACAGCACUUCCAGCUAACACUGACACAACCUUUGCUUCAGGCAGACAGAAUGAUCAUUCAGUCACAGUUAGAAGAAGCAUGGAUGUUGUCGAAGAACGUGUCAAGGAGUGACGUCUCUGUCACCAUAACUUCCCAAGAGGAAUUGACAGCUGUAGAAAAUCAUAAAAGCUUGUCCUUGUGGAGAGUUCUGUAUUUGGUGAAGUACAAAGGGAAGGUAACCAGUGCAGUUGUGGAGACAGACAUCACCAACUCGUCACUAUACGAAAGUUUGAAUGUCACGCGUAACGACACCAGGGAGAAGUAUGUGGACUCCUUGUACACAGGGGACACCUUGUCCUACACAAUCUACAGACACCUGUUUGCGGUUCACUGUGAACAGAAAAUAGCCGUGGAAUCUUACGACAGCAUUGCAUCAGGGAUUGUGUCGGCUUGGAAGAAUGUGACAAAUAAGUCUGUCGAAGUUGAAAUUAUUGGACAGGAGAAGAUUUAUUCAGCCAGGCGCUAUGUGUGGAAACUCUCCUACUCUGUCACGUAUGAAUCUGACAUUGUGCGAAGUGAUACCACUCGAGGUCCAGAUGUCGAGACCUUCCAACAACACCUUAAAAUCUCCAGUCUAUUCGGCCAGUCUUAUAAACUGGUGAAAGUGACGAACGAACGACGAGUGUCCUAUGCUUUGAGCAUCUUCCUGGAUAAAAGGAUCAUGCUUACCUUUCAAGACAUGUUUCUCGGCACUUUGAAGGCUGUUUGGACGAAGACUCAUGGCAUUGCUUCAACAGAUACUGACAUAGAAUUUCAAGGGUACGAGCGUUUCCUAGAUGAACACAAAGUCUCAGUGUGGCGUCACGUAUGCUUUGUACGGGUAAAUGGAGAGGUCGUGAACUCAGCGGAAUUCACACAGCUGGACAUGAGGGAGGUUCAAGAAGCUUUGGACACCACAUUCGAAUCAACAUCGAUGUACCGUGUACUGGACACAGUCGUCCAAUCCUCUUACAGGGAUUACAGUUUACAGUAUAGCGUGUACUUCCGGGGACGGCCUGGACGGCUCCUGUUGCGUGAGCUAACCACUGCCCUUCUCGUGGCAUGGAUCGGCAAGUACAGCCAUACAGCAGGGCCGGAAGAACUGUUCAAGCCAGAGGUGACUGAUCGAAAGGAAGCUGUUGCUGUGAAUGGGAUGACCUUGACCCAGGUGACCUACUUCAUGACCCUCGGGGAGAGACCCAGAGACCCGCUAACGAUCCCCGCUCCCUCGGCCCAGGACAUCGCCCGUGAUGUAAACUCUACCCUCGGUGCCCAGGCCUAUACUGGCGACAUUUCCCUCAUACAUGAAUAUAGUUUCCUCUUCUCGGUGGAUUUGAGAGGACUUCCCAUCUACCUGGACUCUAUCGAAAUCAGCAAAAGUCUCUCCGAAAUUUACACAAUGGCACAUUUUGUUGACGUGAGCGUGGAUAUUUUGAAAAUGGAAAGAUACUCUGGAUCAUUCGGAGUACCUGUGACGAAAGUCUUGUACACAGUUCGCGGGAAUGACACCAUCCUGGAUCCUGGGCUGAUCACCAAUAGUUUAGGCUCUCUUAUCACUGCGCAGUCACCACAACAACAGUGGCGGAUGUACCUUGGAGAUGUCUACAGACUGGAAGUCAUCUACUCUCUGACUGUGACCAUGGAACUGAGGAAAACCGACAAGACGAUGAUUGAGGCCGCGAUAGCCAGAGCGUUCGUGGACAACAGAACAUCAUCAUGCUCAUCGUGUGUUACAUCGGUAUCAAUCGUGCACGGCCAGGCGUAUGUCACGGACAAUGGUGUCCGUCUCACGCGGAUUUCAUAUACCGUUAGCAUGGACAAUGAGGAGCUGCAGAGUUGGAGGGAUGUACAACCAAGUCAAGAAGUACUUCAACAAUAUCUCACCCAGUCUGACAGAAGGUUUGAAAUGUGGACAGCAUCCGCUAUCCCAGUUGACACAUUGUACAUUGUCUCUUCUGCGAAUGCCACUCUGGACGUGGUCAAGCCAAUACUGAGCUUAGCCUGGAUGUCGGUUCUUAAUGGAUCAGUGGUUAUAAAUGCAACAGAGGACAGAAGUUAUGUGGACGAAGACUGGGUUGGCCUGGUUAGAGUUGACUAUACCGUUAGCAUGGACAGUGCUAUUGCAAAGAACGACAACUCUGCUGAGCUCACUGCAGCCCACCUGAGAUUUUUACUUCAGCUAAAGACAUUGCAAAUGUCCAGGGGCACGUCAAGGAAGCUACGAAGAAUGUAUGUCAAAGGAAAAAGAUCGGAACUUACAGAGGAUAAACUACACCAGGCUGUUGUAUUAAGCUGGCUUCAACACAACCCUGACCUCAACAAGACCGAUCUUGGUGUAGCCAUUAAGCCUGAAUCAAAACGCCAAAAGCGAGCAGCAACUAAUUCUCUAAAACUAGUCGAUAAAGAUGGUAGCUAUGUGACUGCCGUCCUGUACACAGUGUCGGUGAACGGGGAGGAACCUCAGGGCCUGUUUGUGGAGGCCCCGGCCCCAGAGACCAUAGACUCACACCUGAAAAACCAGACUGGGGCCGGGCUGUGUAACUGUACCCCAAGCUUAUCUCACAACCUGACGGUGGCCGGUAACCUAUCUGACAAGGACAAGGGGGCCCUUGAGGAAGCACUGAAGGACGCUUUCGUGGCAGCCAAUCCAGGCCUCAAGAAAGAUGACCUGGAUGUUCAGAUAACAAACACAAAGGCGAAGAAAGAUGAAAAUGGGAACAUGGUGACUGAUGUGGAGUACACCGUGAGUCACAACGGUGGGCAUCCGGUGGAGGAUCUGGUGUCUCCUACGGAGGAACAAACGGAAAACUCUCUGAAGAAACACGGAUUGAAUGUUCCAGACAAAACCAAGAAGGAAACAACUGGUAGCAACGAUAAUUGGAAAAUUAUCGUCGGUGUUGUGGUCGGAAUAGCUGGUUUUGUGGUCCUAUGCUCUGCAGUAGCACAUAUCUACAUUAAAAGAAGACGAAGGAAAGCUGAAAGCUUGCAGAAACGAGAGGACGGUAUUAGACAAAAUGAGUUUGACAAAGAGCAUUUUAGUGAGCCCGUAAAUUUCAACAAUCCAAGUUUUGACAACAAUAGGCAUCCUCUGGACCCGUUUUCUACACGAUCAGUCUGAGAGAACCUUGGGAUGCUGUCUUCAUAUCCACUCGGUUGUUAGCGGAAUAUUAUUAGUGGAUUUGGACCAGUAUACAGCAUUAAUCUCAUUAGGAAGUGAAUUUUUUGUAUCUGUACUUAGUGCUUGAGAUGUUCGCAUGAAAGUCAUAGAUCUGCAGUAAUUACUGCCCUCUACGGGUAAAUUUGCAAAAUUUAUUCUUAUUACAAAUAUAUUCAGAGCGUUAAUUAUCCGGCAUUACAUUUUUGUUUUAAAGCAGUAAAGUCAGCCUUAAGUUAUGUGGGUAUAUUUAUUUGAAAGUCGCAUUUAAGCUUCAAAUUUCAGUUAGUUAACUGUGUAACAACUUUUGAUAAAUGUACAUCACGGGUGCUGUAGAACUGAUAACUCUUUAUUGAUUGCAACUGUUGUUUAAAAUACGGAGGCUUAGUUGUUAGCAGACUACAUGAAGUGUAGUAC
This is a messenger RNA of Liolophura sinensis, 5456 nucleotides long. RefSeq lists its product as uncharacterized. The transcript is spliced from 31 exons. The record is from RefSeq and is a predicted model, not a curated record. NCBI's taxonomy places the organism in Eukaryota, Metazoa, Mollusca, Polyplacophora, Chitonida, Chitonidae. Bases 12 to 5003 code for a protein of 1663 amino acids.